AUGUCCUCGGACAAGAUCUCGGUGCUCUUCGUCUGCCUCGGUAACAUCUGCCGCUCGACCAUGGCGGAGGGCGUGUUCCAGUCCGUGGCGGGAAAGGCGCCGUACAAGGAUCUCAUCGAGGAGAUUGAUUCGUGCGGAACGGCUGCGUAUCAUGUCGGAUCGCCGCCAGACCACAGGACGAUGGCGACGCUGAAAUCCAACGGCGUCACGGACUACCGCCACCGAGGCCGCCAGCUCCAAAAAGCAGAUUUUGACCGCUUCGACUACAUCUUCGCCAUGGAUGAGUCGAACCUAUCCGAUAUCCGCAACCUGCAACGCUCCAAGAAGGGAUCCAAGGCCCAAGUCAUGCUGUGGGGUCGGUACGCGGGCGGCGAUCGCCGUGGGGGCCGGGACGAGGUCGUCGAGGAUCCGUAUUACGGCGGGACGGAGGGGUUCGACGUGGCGUACGAGCAGUGUGCGCGCUUCACGGCCAACUUCUUGAAGGAGACUUUUCCGGAUGUCAAAGCGGAGUGA
Molecule: messenger RNA, 513 nt
Organism: Parascedosporium putredinis
Lineage: Eukaryota; Fungi; Ascomycota; Sordariomycetes; Microascales; Microascaceae
Source: the annotation of a GenBank genome assembly